Molecule: messenger RNA, 1662 nt
Organism: Macrosiphum euphorbiae (potato aphid)
Lineage: Eukaryota; Metazoa; Arthropoda; Insecta; Hemiptera; Aphididae
Source: the annotation of a GenBank genome assembly
AUGAGUAUGCCGGAAUUGGGAAGCAAGAUCAGCCUAAUAUCAAAGGCGGAUAUUAGGUACGAGGGUAAACUGUUUACAGUCGACCCACAGGAAUGCACCAUCGCCUUGUCUCAUGUACAAUCUUUUGGAACAGAGGAUCGUCCAACAGAAUUUAAGGUUCCAGCACAAAGUCAAAUAUAUAACUAUAUACUAUUUCGCGGCUCUGAUAUUAAAGAUAUUAAAGUUAUCACUCCUCAAAUAGCUCUCAAUGAUCCUGCUAUUGUACAGCUAUCAGUACCUCCAAAUACUAUGGGUGGCUUUAAUGCUAAUUAUCAAUCUAUGGAUGAACUAGGUUCAGUCAAUCAGGUUGGAAACUCUUAUAACCCUAUGUCUGGUGUGAACUUAAAUGCUGGACCAUCACAUAAGCAAGCAAGUGAGUCUCCUCUGAUUUUAGAUCCACAACCAGUAAUUCAGCAGAAACAACCGAUGACUGCCCAAUCUGAUGUCCUAGAUUUAAUAUCUGGUGGUUCCCGUUCAUCUACACCAGCACAGCCAAAUGUAUUUAAUGGUCAACGUAAUAGCCCAACUUUUGAUCAAAGUAUUCAAACCGGAAAUCAACAAAGUCCAGGAAAUGGAAGAGGAGGAAGAAAUCAGCGUAACAGAUCUACGUCUUCUUCUGAUACUCGUAAACAAGUUAGGCAACAAGGGCAAAAUUAUCAAAGGAAUGAACAGCAACAUUACCAACAACGUAAUGACCAACAAUAUCAAAGGAACGAUUUUCAACAUCAGGAUAAUAAUCAACAUUUUGCUAACCGUCAAGGUGGAAAUAGGAAUAUGAAUGGUCGUAAUUGGAAUAAUCACCAAAAUAAUCAGCAACAACAGCAACAACAACAGCAAGUUAGAAGACCAAAUCCAGUUCCGAACAAUGCUACAGGAGGUCGUUCAUUUUAUAAUAGGUCUACUGGUCUUCCAGCUCCUAGUAAAGUACAGGGACCAAGAACAAAUUCGUUGAAGUUUGAUGAGGAUUAUGAUUUUGAUAAGGCAAAUAGUGAAUUUCAGGAGAUUAUAAAAAAACUAUCUAGAACCAAGAUAGAUGAUGGUUUUGAUGAUUCAACCGAAGAAGUAACUGUAGUAAAUGGUGCUUCAUCAGUUAAUGGUGAUUCAAUACCCCAUUUAAAUGACGGAGAUUUAGUUCAUGUAAAAAAAACUCAUCGUAUUGAAAGCGGAAAUGAAACUGGUGUUGUAGAAAAUGAAAAUGAAGGAGAUGAUGAUCAAAAAACAUUUUAUGAUAAAUCCAAAUCAUUUUUCGACACAAUCAGCUGUGAAGCAGUUGAAAGAAGCAAAGGACAUUCACAAAGAACUGAUUGGCGUACGGAACGUAAAUUAAAUUCAGAGACAUUUGGUGUAGCAAUGGCAAGACGUGGUCAAUACCAUCGUGGCCGUGGGGGUUAUUAUAACAAUAAUAACUCUAAUUACCGUGCCAACCCUAACGCCUACAACAAUGGUAACAAUUACAAUAACAAUCGUCAAGGAAUGAAUUAUAACUACCGUCAACAAUCAAAUAAUGGAUAUAUGCGUAAUAAUCCUGGUAACCGUGGCUAUAACUACAGACCAAGAGCAACCAACAAACAGGAUCAACGCCAACCAAAUGCAGUAUCUCCUCAACGAGUAUCAGUAGCCUGA